Phaeoacremonium minimum UCRPA7 is the source of this 921-nucleotide messenger RNA. RefSeq names its product putative acetylxylan esterase 2 protein. Gene Ontology annotation, molecular function: hydrolase activity. NCBI's taxonomy places the organism in Eukaryota, Fungi, Ascomycota, Sordariomycetes, Togniniales, Togniniaceae. The record is from RefSeq and is a predicted model, not a curated record. Bases 1 to 921 code for a protein of 306 amino acids. The transcript is spliced from 4 exons.
AUGCGCCCCCUCAGCCUCCUUAGCCUCCUCAGCCUCCUCGGCAUAUCGGCAGUGUCCUCCUCCCUUGCUGGCCUGGCUCUGGCUCAGGCUCAGGCACAAAAUGCCACCGCAAACGCCACUUGCAAUACCGGCAUCCAUAUGAUAGCUUCGAGAGGCAGCCUCGAGCCGGCCGGAGCGGGACUCAUCGGCCUCGUCGCCAACAAUGUCAGCGACAAGAUCUCGGGAUCGGUCGUCGUCCCGCUGGAAUAUCCCGCCACAAUCUCAAACUACUCAACCUCCGAGGCCGCUGGCGUCGAGGCUCUGACAGACUUGCUCACUUCAUACAUUGCCCUGUGCCCGUCGGCCAAAAUCGCCCUGCUGGGGUAUUCUCAGGGCGCCCAGGUCACCGCAGACACUCUCUGUGGCACGGAUGAUGGCAAGAACUUCAAGUUGACACCAGACCUGUCCAGUUCUUAUGAAGACAACAUUAUCGCCGUCGUGCUGUUUGGCGACCCUAGUCAUGUCGUCGGGGCUGCAUGGAACGAGGGCACAAGUACACGGAACGGGAUCUUUCCGCGGCAGAAUAACUCUGCUUGUGACCCGUAUUCCAGCAAGAUGCGCUCGUGGUGCGAUACCGGCGACAUCUACUGUGACAGUGGCAACAACACCAAGACGCACGGCACAUACUUUGCCAAUUACACGAUGGAUGCGGUCAACUUCAUCAUUGAGAAGUUCAACGAGACCCUGACCGGAUCUGAGUCUGGAUCUGGGUCCGGGUCUGGGUCCGGGUCCAAUGGCACAGAUGGCGGUGGCUCCUCUGGCGGUGGCAGUAACUCGACAGGCUCGGGAGACUCAAAGGCACCAUCUGUGUCAGUGCCUGCCUUGCCAGUGCUUCUUGCUAUUUUGGUCUCCAUAGUAGGGCCAGGGGCUUUCAUGUCGUAG